AUGAAAUCGCUGGAGCUACAACCCCCGGGCCUUGCCUGGUGGACGGUGGAGCCCGAUUCUCAGGUCAUCGAGCAUACAAUACAAUGUCUAGUACCAUCAAGCACGAUCCAGGUGACCUUCCUCGCCGAAAGCGCCUUGAACAAAAUUUAUGACGUUAAAAUAGAUAAUGAGGUCUUUGUUAUGCGAGUCUCGUUGCCUGUUGGCCCGUACUAUAAAACUAUGAGUGAAGUGUCGACAGUGGACUGGAUAUACCAUACCACAAAAAUCCCUGUUCCUCGAGUCAUCACUUAUCAAUCUUCCCGAGACAAUCCUAUCGGAUUUGAAUGGAUCACUAUGACCAAAAUGCCAGGAAGACCCUUGAAGGAGCUGUGGCGCUCUUUAUCAUUUUCUGCAAAAGCAAGUUUGGUUGGAGAGUUUGCGGCCUACUCUAGUUGCCUUUUUGGGAAACAAUUUCAGGGAAUUAGAAAUCUCUAUGAGAAAGCAUCGAUUCUCCAUGAUUCCGGAAAGGAACAUAUGCCUGCAAGGUUACCAGAUGUGGACAGAAUUGUUUCUAUGCACUUUUUCUGGGGGUCGCAUAUCCUUCAGGAUGUUCAUCGAGGGCAAUUUACGUCUAAGAAAGACUGUGAGUCGACACUAGACAAUUUACCAUCUAGCGAUCUUGAGAGCGAUGAUGAAGAUGAUGAAGAUGAUGCAGAUGAUGCAAUAAGAACAUCAGAAAUUAUUGGGAAACUGAAGACCCUGCUUCCAUCUAUCUUUUCACCAAAUGGAGACAAUCCGGAGCCCUCAGUCCUGGUUCAUGACGACCUCUCUAGCCGAAAUAUUCUCGUCCAUGAUAAUGGAGAACUAGCAGCUAUUUUAGAUUGGGAAUGUGUUCCAGCACUCCCUUUAUGGAAGGCCUGCUAUUACCCUGCAUUCUUGAAAGGGCCGCCGCGACCAAAUGCAAUGGCCCUAUUCAGGGAAUCACCAUGUCUGGAAAAGCAUACCGGGACUCCACGACAGGGGAAGUCAACCUUUACCCUGACCCCGUCACAUUUGGAACAGCAGUGCCACAGUUCCAUGUUGACUGCGAGGGAAUGA
This is a messenger RNA of Aspergillus caelatus, 1077 nucleotides long. RefSeq names its product aminoglycoside phosphotransferase family protein. The transcript is spliced from 5 exons. Gene Ontology annotation, biological process: protein phosphorylation. Gene Ontology annotation, molecular function: protein kinase activity. The record is from RefSeq and is a predicted model, not a curated record. Lineage: Eukaryota; Fungi; Ascomycota; Eurotiomycetes; Eurotiales; Aspergillaceae. The coding region runs from base 1 to 1077 and encodes 358 amino acids.